This is a messenger RNA of Aphanomyces astaci, 872 nucleotides long. RefSeq lists its product as hypothetical. Gene Ontology annotation, biological process: carbon utilization. The record is from RefSeq and is a predicted model, not a curated record. The coding region runs from base 24 to 752 and encodes 242 amino acids. Lineage: Eukaryota; Oomycota; Saprolegniomycetes; Saprolegniales; Verrucalvaceae. Gene Ontology annotation, molecular function: zinc ion binding; carbonate dehydratase activity. The transcript has 6 exons.
GUCAGUUUCCAAUUUUCCAAACCAUGUUCCAUCGAGUUGUCCGAUCUGUGGUGCCGCGAGUGCUGCCAGCGCGCACCUUUGCCAGCAUCUCGACUGGCGAAAAGGGAUUGCACGAGCUGCUCGAACGCAACAAGAAGUGGGCGGCCAAAGUGCAAAAGGAAGACCCGACGUACUUUGCCAAGUUGGAGCACCAACAAGCGCCUGAAGUGCUGUGGAUCGGAUGCUCGGAUUCGCGCGUCCCCGCGAACCAAAUCCUCAGUUUGCCGCCCGGCGAUGUGUUUGUGCACCGAAACAUCGCCAACCAAUUCAUUAGUACGGACUUGAACGCGUUGUCCGUGUUGGAGUACGCCGUGGCCGUGUUGAAAGUCAAGCACGUAGUCGUCUGUGGCCAUUAUGGCUGCGGCGGAGUCAAUGCUGCGUUGACCCAACAAGAAUUUGGCCUCGUGGACAACUGGCUUCGCAACAUCAAGGACCUGUACAUCACCAACCACCAACAGUUUGAACGCAUCACGGACGAGAAGGAGCGCCAAGACCUCAUGACCGAGCUCAACGUGGCCAAGUCGGUGUACAACAUCUGCCACACCCGCAUCGUUCAGAACGCGUGGCUCCGCGGCCAGGAGCUCAACGUCCAUGGAUGGUGCUAUCGGUUGAAGGACGGCAUUAUCCGCGAUUUGAAGAUCCGCGUGACGGGAGAAGAUCAAGUCGAAGCCAUUUACCGCAAAAUGCUCGACAAGGAACACCCCGAGGCUUAGUAGUGUUGACUGUGAAUAACCACAAUCCCAUUCAAGCAUCACGACACACUGCUGGUUUGGAGCAUUCGGGAUGCAGUCAAUGUACAUAUACACGAAAAUGAAGAUUCAUUUAUUCCAAAA